Homarus americanus (American lobster) is the source of this 4027-nucleotide messenger RNA. RefSeq names its product heme transporter hrg1-A-like. Gene Ontology annotation, cellular component: plasma membrane; lysosomal membrane. Bases 99 to 560 code for a protein of 153 amino acids. The record is from RefSeq and is a predicted model, not a curated record. Gene Ontology annotation, biological process: heme transport. NCBI's taxonomy places the organism in Eukaryota, Metazoa, Arthropoda, Malacostraca, Decapoda, Nephropidae. Gene Ontology annotation, molecular function: heme binding; heme transmembrane transporter activity. The transcript is spliced from 4 exons.
CUUGACAACAGUGUCCAGGAGGUAAACAAAGCCAGCUGGGAGACACGAUCACUACCUUUAUCUGGGUGAUAACUGGUGCCCACUGAACUACCACUGCCAUGGCUCGGCGUGGUGGCUGUUGUAUGUACUUCAACAUCAUUACUGCCAUCCUUGGGGUGAUAGGAGGAUGGUCAGCAUUUGGUGUGUUUUUCUUCUACUUUGAAAAUCGGCAGGCAGGAAUGUGGGCUUUUGUGUCAGGAAUAUUUGCUGCCACAACUCUUUUCAUUCACAUCCUGUAUAAGCGGCACACACUAGAAUUGUGGUACACACCAGAGAACCUCUUACAGAUCCGACUGCUGGGCCUGCUUGGCUCUCUUUCUGGUCUUGUCGGGUUAUCAUCAUACAUUGGUAUUGCUGUAUCCCAUCAUGAAGAUCUGCCCUCCAUGAAUAACAUUGGUACAAGUCAUUACUUCAUGGCAAUAUGGGCACUUCUGACUUUCAAAUGGGGAAUGUCGCUGUUUGGUUUUGCCCAUGUCUACCGCAAGAGACUACUUGAGGAGUAUCACCCAUUGCUAGCAUGAGGUAGAAAUGUGUAAAUUUGGUACAGUAUUUCCUUUCUGUGUUGUAGAAGCACAGUGUUGUGCAUCUCAUUACAGUUAAUUAGCUACACUUAAUUGGUAGAAUUUUAAGAGAGCCUCUAAGUGCUUCUUUAUGUUGUGCUCUUCAUUUAAGGAGUUAUUUCUAAAAGGAAGAUGUAAAAAUAGUAAAGUAUAUUGCAUAUUUUUUAAUGAACUAAUGUUCAAAUAUUUUAUGUUUAUACAGGUACUGUACUAUAUUUAAAAAAAAUAUCAUGCAUGAUUAUAAUUUUUCAGAAUGCAAUAAAUGAUCAUUUUACCAAUGAUCAUUUAUCUGUGCCAGGGCUUUCUCGUGCUUUUUUUUAUUGAAACUGAUAUACUAUUUAACCACAUCAAACACCCCUUAACCGUGUUUGGAAAAUAAAUGCUUUUCAAAUUUCCCGCCGCCUUAUGCACAAAAUUUGGCAGUUGGCGAGUGGAAGCGACUGUACUCCCUGCCCAUUGUCAUAUAUGGUACCCACUUUUGUCUGUAGUGUAUUACAAUAUUACAUAUUGUAUGAUGAUUUGUAGGUUAUGAGUUACGCAAGCUUAUUGCGUAUUGUAUAAUUUGACUCGAUAUAUCUGUCGUGUUCUUUGAUAAUAUUCCCCUUAGUACAUUUAGUAUUAAACAAAACAUGUUUAACCAAUGUUAAAAAUGUGUGAUAAUUAAAUUCCACAAUCACACACACUUUAAUGUAUUAGAUUGGCAAAUUAACAUUAGUCACGCAUGUGUCAUUUUUAUCAUCUUUUAGUUCACUAUUUUAUUGAGUUAUUUGGUAGAUAUAAGUAAAAUAAAAAAUGUGGAAGCUUUGCAGCGGUCAGUCAGCUGCACGGACUGUGAUUUGAGAAAUUUACUCUGCUUAUACAUAAAUAUUUAUGGCACGUGAUGCAGCUAUUGAAUUUUGGUACAAUACUGUAUAUCAAACUUUAUCUCACUAUAGGCCAGGUGGCCCUAAUUGUAAUUAAAUAUAGAGCCUCCAUUCAUUCUUUCUGGUGUAACUGAAUUAUUCUACUAAAAAUAAAAAUAUUUUGAUUACUGUUCAAUGAAAAUCUACCAACAAAUUUGCCAUUCUUAAAUAAUGGAAUAUGAAAAGUGUUUCUUAUGAUCAAAAUGCUUCAAGUGACUAACAGAGGAGAGGAAAUUUUCAGGGAAAAGAUCCAUACACAACAAUCAUCAUCCAGCUCAGUACAGAAUCAUCCACAACUACAGUUUGGGACAGGAAAACAAAGGUAAUAAAAUACAGUAUAGGUACUAUAAACAUGUCAAAAUUUAUUCACCUACCUUAUAAAAUACUGUACACACAAUUCAUUUUCGUAGUUUAAAACAUUUUUGCCCCAAUAUAGUGUCAAGUUUCUAGUUAACUGCAGCACUGAGGAAUUUUACAAUGUCUUCCUUUAUGGUUUUACUGAGAUCAACAUUACAUUUGAUUAAAAAAGUAAAUAUUACAAUAACCUAAAUAUUUCUUUAUAUUAUGCAAGUAACAAUUUCAUUAAACCUACGGCAUAAACAUCAACACUAUGAGACAUUACUUUCCCCAGGGAUACUUUUCUAAUUAUCAGAGAAAAUGAAGACAGAUAUUAUUAUUAAAAAUAUAUAUACUGUACAAAGACUUUCCCAAAUCUGGCAAAAUAAAUUUAAUUUGUUCAUAAACUUUUAGAUAUUAAAAUGAGAGAUAGAAACCUUUCAGUUAGCCCAAUCACAGUCUGACAGUGAAGUCAGUAUUAUACUGUGGGGAUGAUACUUCACUUGCACAAAAAUGAAGCAAACGUGCUAGAGUUCCGAUCACCUGAAUGUAUGGAUUACAGGGAAGGAAGCUUUUGAAUAAAAUUGUGUACACACUACUCCACUUUCAGGAUUAGAUAUGAUGCUUCUAGCAUAUAAACCUCCAUCCCAUUGAAAAUAUUUUUCAAAUUUUGUAUACCUUAGCACUAAACUUUGUUGUGCUACACUUAAAAUACUCUUAAAGCUGCAAACUGUCUUUGACAUAACAAGAUUGACAUUUUUACUAUGCCCAGUUAAUAUACUUGUAACUUCUGCUCUAAUUAGCAUAAAAAGAAAGUAAAAGUUUUUAUUACCCAAAUUAGAGCGAAGUUACAACCUGUAUUUCCUCUUGACGUAAUUCUUAGUUUUAAAGUGAUAUGCAAUACCAUAAUUCUAAACAGUGCUAUUAUACACCUGAACACCUUCUAUAUGGCAGGAUAGUAACAGCUUGGUGAUUAACAAGUACUGUAAUGUAGUAGUCAUGGCUAUAAAAGUGGCUUUGGGGUUAGAAUUUUAAAAUAUUUAUCCUUACUUAACACAGAUGGUGAUUAAAGUGGUUAAAUUUUAGGAUAAGAGUACCAAUACCCCGAGUAAAAUUAGACUGAUGUGGGUGAGACUACUGCAAGAGAGCUUUACAAACUUGAAUUACCAAAUGAACACGUGGAGAGAGAAGCAAUUGACAUAAUUACGUACUAAACUCGACCCAUUUUUGGUAUCGUUUGUAAUCAUUAUAAAUUACAAAAGCUAGUUGGUUGCUGGUUUCUAAAGGAGCCAUGCCACCACAUUAAUGAAUUCAGUGAAGAUUCCCCCCCAUUUAAAUCUUUAUCACUGAAAGGAAAAGCAUUGCGAGUACAUUUACCUGUGUGGGAGCAGGGCUCACUUUGAAUUGAGCACGCUGUGGAUUCCAAAACUUAGCAGAAUUUGGACAGUACAUUAACUGACCAACCUGUCAAGUAAUACAAGCCAUAACACUUAUGCUUACCUACACAUUAUACACAUAAGAUAAAAAUCCUACUUCUUAUAUCAUUUAUCACUACAGCACUUAUAAUGUCUAAAACCCAUCACCAGAAUGUACUGCCAUACACAAAUGCAAAGUGCCACAAUUUUGAAGAGUAUCUGCAGAUAUACCGAGCCUACUCACUAAAACUUUACACUCUUUUGCACUUUGCAUGUAAUUAAAUGGGGAAUUUACUGCCUAACUCCCAAAACUUGUAAUUCCUUAAUAAUAAUAAUAAUAAACAAAAAAGGUCAUAAUUUUAUUACUUAAAAAGGACUCACAAUUUUGGGGGUUUUGUUUGUAAAUCAAGGCUUUUUUUUUCAUACCUUAAAUUUUGUAAACCACAGCUUUGUAAAGUGGGGUCUACCUGGAAAACAUUGAAUGAUAUCACAUUUUUAUGAUCUAUUAUGACAGGAUAUUAAAUAGAGGCAACAGCUCAUCAUAACUGCCACUGACCUCAUAAUCAAGGUUGCUACUCUGCUAAGGACUGCCAUCAUCUCUGCCAUAAGCUUUCAGACACACCAGUCUUAUUCUUUAAGCAUCAAAACUCAUCCAUGGAAAUUGAAAGUAGACAGGAGUCACUUUCAUCUGUAAUAAAAGAUUCAGGACUAGAUAAGAAUUCAAUGAUUGUGACAAAGUCAAUUAAAUAAAAACAAUAACAUUAGCAAAGCAAUA